UUAAUAUAACAAAGUUAGAUUAAUUAUUUGACAUGUUAUAAAGUACAUUUAGCAUUCCAAUAACGAUUAAUAAUUAGUAAUAAAAGCGGAAAGUAAGGGAUUUUGUACUACUCCAGGAAUUACCAGGACGGAAGUUGACGAUGACGUACAAAAUAUAGGAGUAGUCUUCCAUUUUCUUGAGGCUUUCUAGUAAUACAGAGCACGUGUUUUGUUGCCGGUCACUGUGAACGCAUUAUUUUGUGUGUAAAUUUACAUCGGCAGUUAUUUAAAAUAACGUAAAUUAAUUAAUUUGGGAGUAGUAAUUUAAUUAAAUAAAUAAUGAAUCCAGAAAAGUUAAAAAAAUUACAAGCACAAGUUAGAAUUGGAGGAAAAGGAACACCUCGUCGUAAAAAGAAGGUUGUCCACGCCACUGCAGCCACAGACGACAAAAAGUUACAAAGUUGCUUGAAGAAAUUGUCGGUUAAUACAAUUCCCGGGAUUGAAGAAGUAAAUAUGAUCAAAGAUGAUGGUACCGUAAUUCAUUUUAAUAAUCCAAAAGCUCAAGCCAGCCUUUCGGCGAACACCUUUGCUAUUACUGGCCAUGGUGAAAAUAAACAAAUAACAGAAAUGUUGCCUGGAAUACUGAGUCAAUUAGGCCCUGAAGGUUUGACUCAAUUGAAAAGAUUAGCCAGUACGGUUGCUGGGAGCGCAGUUGGUAAAGCCACAAUGGAAGAGGACGAUGAAGUACCAGAAUUAGUUGAAAACUUUGAUGAAGCCAGUAAGGAAGAGGUUGCGACAAAGAAAGAAGUCGAAGACUUUGGUAAGUCUGUUGCAGACAAAAAAGAAGCAAUUGUCACUGAAAAUGACAAAAAAGAAGCUACCUUAGUUAAGCCUGAAGCUUAAAAGCUUAACGUUAAGCGUGCUCACCGGGAUAUAAAAAAUAAGUGGAUGAGUCAAGAAAUAAUAUUGCUUGAGUGAAAAAAAAAUUUGUAAUUGUAUCAAACGUUACAAAUUCUUUACCUUGUGUUACGAUUAUAUAAAUAAUGAUAAUGAUAGUCCAGGAAAUUGGAAAUAUUUGAAAAUAAAUGAUGGUCGUUGGCAUCAUCUAUUAAUCUAACAAUAAAUUUUAAGAACAUUUUUUUUUAUUUAAAA
This is a messenger RNA of Chelonus insularis, 1131 nucleotides long. RefSeq names its product bicaudal (gene bic). The coding region runs from base 319 to 882 and encodes 187 amino acids. NCBI's taxonomy places the organism in Eukaryota, Metazoa, Arthropoda, Insecta, Hymenoptera, Braconidae. Gene Ontology annotation, cellular component: nascent polypeptide-associated complex; cytosol. The record is from RefSeq and is a predicted model, not a curated record. The transcript has 4 exons.